This is a messenger RNA of Adineta ricciae, 1134 nucleotides long. The record is from the annotation of a GenBank genome assembly. Lineage: Eukaryota; Metazoa; Rotifera; Eurotatoria; Adinetida; Adinetidae.
AUGUUUCUUCAGAAUCUACCGAUUGAUAUUCGAGAACAAGCUGCUGUGGAACGACGUCGUCGUCAAGAGAAGGAACGUUUAUCACGCAUUUUUAAUGUGAAAUAUCGAACUAUCGGUGUUGAUAGAGUAGCACUGGAUGAACAGAUUCACGAGCGAGAACGUUUGAAGCUAUUCGAACGGCAACGAAAUGAUGCAUUUGAUUGUGAAAUGAUACGAAAUGAUUUCAAAUUGAUCUCUCUCGAACAAGAUGAACUUUCUCAACAACGUCAAUAUGCACAAGAAUUAAACGAUUAUCGUCGUAUGCAUCAACGGCCGGAAGAUGCUAGGGAAUGGGAUCUGAACGAUCCGAACCAAUGGAAGUAUUCAACACCAACGCGUGUUAAGGAUGACGAUGCUCGAUUAGGUCCAUCGUCAGCUCAAAUAUUUACUGGAGAAGAUCUUCAACAGUCAGCACGAAAGAAAGCUCAACAAGAACAAUUAAAGAAUGAUUUUGAUGUACAAAUAAUGGCUAAAAUACGAAAAGUCGAACGGGAACGUCUAGCAAAUCAUUUAUAUGAUUGUAAACAGAUAGAAUUAUCUGAACGUGGUAAUAUGUUUGAACAGAUCGAAAAUGAAUGUCAUCGAGCAAUGCAAUUAGCUACACGAAAUUAUAAUGAGAUACUCGCAAACGAAACAAAAAUCCGACACAAUGAACAGAAAUGCCAACAAACAGAAGAGCAAUUAGCUGAGUUGGGUACUACAGUGUUUAGUGAUAUGUUAACUGAGAAUAUCAAAGAUGUACUUGAUGCUCGUGGUCGUAUCAUUGUUGACCGAUGGAAAGGAAUGACCAAAGAUCAAUUAGAUGACAUUCGCCACCAACAAUUAACACAAAUUGCAGAACGUCGAAAACUUGAUCAUACGCAGAAGAAUUUCGAUGAAAUUUGGGGGAAAUAUGCAAAUGCAAUUGCUAAACAAGAGAUAAUUACUGAACAAAAAGUGAAAGAUGACCAUCGCCAAUCCCGUCGACAUCUGGAUGAUGAGAAUCAACAUCUUUCGACAAAACAGCGUGCAUAUCAAGACUAUUUGAAUACGAAUUUGUACCGUUCAGUACCGACUGCCGCCUUUUACACACAAUUCAAUACAUCUAGUCGUUGA